AUGCGCGCAGUGUUCGCCGCUCUGGACACCGACGGCGACGGGAUGAUUUCCGCGGACGACCUCCGCGCGUACUCCGCGCAGCGCGGGCUUCCCGCGGGGUACGCGCUGGAGUUCGUGAGCCGCGCGCAGCAUGGGCGGAGGGGUGCGGAGGAGCACUUAUACGGGGAGCGGCGGACGGAUCCGCAGGUUUUGCGCAACUCCCUGUUCGGUGGCGGAUGGAACGGCGCGGGUUGCGCGGCGGGGGGGCUCCAGGCGGGCGGGGUUGCGGGAGCUGGCAUCGGCGGAAUGCGGAUCCUGGGAAGCGGAGAAGGAGUGGCGUCAUGCGCACAGGAGGGGUCGGGCGGAACGAGCGGAGGCAAUAUGGCGCUGUGCCGCGCAUCAGCGGGGUUUGCGGCGUCGUCCUCCCAGGCGCUGCCGCCGGUGGACCUUCCGGCGCUGCUCUCCUCUGCCGCGCAGCAGCUUCAGCGCGGGCUGGGCUCGGCGCGCUUGCACCUUAGCAGCUUCAGGGGCGGGGGAACUGGCGGAAUAGGUGGCGGAAGCGGCGGAAGUGGCGGAACCGCCGGCGGCGGCGGUGGCGGAGGGGGGUUUGGGGUGUCGUAUGCGGCGUUUGAGGAGUUCGUGGAUGCGAGGGACAGGGUCCUGUGGGACUCGUUUAGAUGCAUGGACAGUAACGGGGAUGGCCGCGUGUCACAAGCAGACCUUGAACGCAGCAUGAGGGUCCUCGCUUCCCGUUGCAACCACGCUGCCAGUGCCACCCCUGCAACGGCCACGGCAGCGUGCAAUUCCACUGCAUGUAACGCUGUUAGCAUCACGACCAACAACACAGGCACAGUCUACGGCAGCACCAGCAGCAGCAGCGGUAAUGACGAGGCAGCACGGCCUGUGCGGCUGGGUCAGCCGUGCUCGGUGGAUUCCGUAGGGCGGGCUUGUAGCGGGAAGAUGGUGAGAGCAGUGCAGCAACAGCCAGUUCUGCAGCAACAGCAGCAGGAGGGAGUUCUGCAGCAUGUUAAGCAGCAGGCGCGCAUAGGCGCUGCUGCUGGGCGGGAUUCGUUGUCUCAGUCCGUGUCAUUCGAGGAGUUCCGGGACUACUUCACGCUGCUCCCCACGUCAGAUCAUCUAUUCGACUACUGGAUCUCCGCCUCCUGCCCGCUCGCCUGCCACGCUCCCUCCACACCGCAACCCUUCAAAGCAAGACAAGCACUUGAGGGGGCUUCAGCAGUAGUAGGCACGGCUGCCACAGCUGCCACAGCUGCCACUGCUGGAAAUGUGUUGAAAAGGAAGGUUCCACGAAGAGGGUCUUUGAGAAGAACCAGCAGCAAUAGCAGUAGCAAUAGCAACAAGGGUGCCGGCACAGGCGGCAGCAACAGCGGCGGCAGCGGCGGCAGGAGAAGUAAAGGGGCGGGCGGCGUGUGGCGGCAUCUAGUGGCGGGCGGCAUGGCAGGAGCGACGUCCCGCACCGUGACUGCCCCUUUGGAGACUCUUCGCCUGCGCAUGAUGGUCUCGUCCGAACAUGGGCUCCUGCAAACGUGCUCUCAAGUGUGGAGUGAAGCCGGCUGGAGAGCAUUCUUCCGAGGCAACAUGGUGAAUGUGGUGCGCUCGGCCCCUCAGAAAGCAAUCGACUUCUUUGCUUUCGAAGCCUUCAAGCAAGCAAUUGCGACCGUCUUCCCCACGGGCCCUGCGGGACUGCAGGUGGUGACAGCAGGUGCUUUAGCCGGUGCCACGUCCACCCUGGCGCUCUACCCUCUCGACGUGGUCAGGAGCCGACUUACUGUUGCCGCCCGCUCUCAGUACACAGGCAUCGCCCACGCGCUAACCACGAUAGCCAAGACAGAAGGCGUGCCGGCACUCUAUAGGGGCCUGGGCGCCUCGCUCCUCUCCAUCCUACCGGAGGCAGCCAUCACAUACGGCUGCUUCGAUCUGCUCAAGACCGCUCUGCAGCACUCCACUGGCCGCACUGUGGGCGUGCUGCCUGCCCUGGCCUGUGGCGUCGCCUCUGCUUUCACCGGCCAGCUUGUGGCCUACCCUCUUGAACUCGUUGCGAGGCGCCUGCAGGUCUCUGCUGUUGCUGCUGGUGGUGCUGGUGCAGUUGCAGCAGGGGCGGCGAAGCUGAACCUGGUUACCGUUACCAAGGCGAUACUGGCGGAACGGGGAGUGGCAGGGCUGUACCAGGGUAUCGUGCCGGCCUCCCUCAAGGUGAUCCCUAUGGCGAUUGUGAGCUUUGGAGUGUAUGAGUCGGUUAAGUUUGCUCUGCUGCAACUAGCUGAGAAGGAGGAGAGAUGGCAGGAGGAGAGGGAAAGGAGACGUGAGGAGGAAGAGGGGAGGAGGAGGUGGGCGGAGGAGGAGAGGAGGUUGGUGGAGGAGGAGAGGAGGGGGAGGAGGGUGUGCUUGCCGGUGUGUAAGGCGUGCUGGCGGGAGGGGGGUUUGUGUGGGAGGCAGAGGGGGAGUGCGCUGCUGGUGGUGUGA
This is a messenger RNA of Closterium sp. Naga37s-1, 2463 nucleotides long. NCBI's taxonomy places the organism in Eukaryota, Viridiplantae, Streptophyta, Zygnematophyceae, Desmidiales, Closteriaceae. The record is from the annotation of a GenBank genome assembly.